CGCUACAUCCACAGUGCGAAAGGGCUUGGGUGAGUGGUAACAUACAUCCAUCGUCAUAUAUCCUUUGCAUCCUUUCCAGUGCCAACCUCUCUCGUUCGCACUCUCCUUCCUCAUAUCGUCGACCAUAUGGCGUCCUCCUCUGCCGCUCUCCUCGCGGUGCUCGUCGUCGCGGGCUGCGCGGGCAUGGCCGCGGCCGUGUCGUACACCGUCGGCGAAGCGAAGGGCUGGGUGACCGGCGUCGACUACUCCGGCUGGACCAGCGGCAAGUCGUUCGCCGUCGGCGACACGCUAGUGUUCAGCUACGUGAGCAAAGUGCACACGGUGACGGAGGUGAGCCAGGGCGGCUACACGUCCUGCUCCGGCAGCAACGCGCUGGCCAAAGACGACAGCGGCGCCACCACCGUCACGCUCGCGACCCCCGGCACGCACUACUACAUCUGCAACAUCCCCGGCCACUGCGCCAGCGGCAUGAAGCUCGCCGUCACCGUCGCCGGGGGCGGCUCGUCCGCGGGAGGCUCCACCCCGUCCGGCGCCUCCGCUGGGGGCUCCCUGGCCCCGGCGAUGGGCGCCGUCGUCGCCGCGGCGGCGGGGGCUCUGCUCAAGGUGGCGCUGUUCUGAACGUCGGCGGGCGUGCCAGGGCAGAGGCAGUGCAGGUCAUCGGUCGCUUUCGAGGAUUUCGGUCGUCUUAAUUUCGUGUCGUGUUUGCACGUUGGUCUGCGUGCCUCCCGGGGUUUGUGGUCGUGCCAGAGCAUUAUGGAUUGUGCGUUGUGACGAAUGCUUUCUAUCCCUGACAGUUCUUUUCGUAAUAAGAAUACUUUGUG
Molecule: messenger RNA, 821 nt
Organism: Triticum dicoccoides
Lineage: Eukaryota; Viridiplantae; Streptophyta; Magnoliopsida; Poales; Poaceae
Product: mavicyanin-like
Exons: 2
Coding region: 127-618 (163 amino acids)
Cellular component (GO): plasma membrane
Molecular function (GO): electron transfer activity
Source: RefSeq, a predicted model, not a curated record